AUGAGUAUUUGCUGCGACUCCUGUAAAUGUCAUGUAAGCGCUCCCUGCACCUCGCAUCAGUGCACUGUGAGCCAGCGCCGGGCUGUCUGCAGAAGAUCCAGAUCCACCAAAGGGGCGUCCAAAGCUCGGCGGGACCACAUCAAUAGCGAGAUCAGGAACAUGCGUGCACUGUUGCCCUUCGCCCGGGAGGAACAGGAGCGUCUGUCCUACCUGCACUCCAUGGCUGCCAUCUGCACCUACAUCAGGAAGUCUGUCCUCUUCAAGGGAUUCCCAGCUGGGGAGAGAUCUGACUGCUCUCUGCCAUACGAGGCCUUUCUUCAAGCCCUGCAUGGUUUUAUCCUGGUCACCACCACUCAGGGGAGGCUGGUCUAUGUGUCAGAAAACGUAGCUGACUACCUGGGUCACUCCAUGGUGGAUGUGCUUCAAGGAGACACUGUGUAUGAUAUGGUGGAUCGCUCUGAUAUUGAUACUGUGAAGUCAAACCUGGACAUUGACAACAACUCAUCAGCAGAGAGGAGCUUUGUUUGCUGUAUGCACACGUCCAAGGUCUUCAGGCUCCAGAAUGGCAGCUGCUGCUCCAUGCUGGUCCGAGGGAGCUUCCAGCCGUUCCCCAGGGCCUAUCCAGUCUUUUCCCCAGCCUGUCCGACCGAGGAGCUUCUGUUCGUGGCUCUCUGUACCCCGACAGUCGACCGCCUGCAGAGCACAGACUCGACCCACUUCUGUCAGAGCUUCAGCAGCGUCCACAGACUAGACAUGACCUUCACUCAGCUGUCAGACAGUGUUUUUUAUUUUCUGGGCUAUUCAGCCGAAGAAAUGUCUGGUCGAUCGUGGUACAGUCUCCUCCACCCUGAAGACCUCUCCUUGAGUGCAAAUUCUCAUAAAAGUCUGAUGCAGGCAGAUGAGGGCUUCCAGGUAGAGAUGGUGCUGAGGCUCCAGCACAAGGAUCUGUCGUGGACAUGGGUCUAUGUUCGAGCCAGCAAAGACUCUGAGCGCCAGGAAGUCAGCUGCACUAACUACAUCAUAAGCGAAACGGAGGCCAGAUUUCUCCUGCAGAAAAUCAACAGUCAUGCCUUCAGACCAUUACCACAGACAAAUCCCUGCCACUCAUCAGCUGCACAGAGGCCUGACUCUCAGCGCUACAGCCCGACGGGUUUUUUAAAAAGGCAGAGGUCAUCUAAUAGCCAGAGUGAAGAGCCCAGUGCCAAGACUAAAAGGGGGUAUAAACGAGACAUAAUUUCUGUGGCAUGUGCCUCCUCCCGAGGUGACAGCUCACCUGUACCCAUGGGAGACAACCUCGCUCUCUUCACCCCUCCUUACAGCCCAGCCUCCUCCAACUCCCCUCUACAGACGGAGGAGCUCAGCCCUGACUUACUGAUGGAUGUGCAUGACUACACAGAUCAGCUGCUGUCCUCCCCAGAGGGCUCUCCCUCCUAUUACUCUUACCCUGAAGCGGGGCCCACCUGUCACCAGUCGCCCCCUGAGUCCCUCCCUGCAGCCACCGAGCCAGCCUUUGACCAUGGAGCCAUCAGCAUGACCAGUGCCUGCUCUCCAGAUCCCUCCUUAUCUCCAACCUGUAAUUUCCAGGCUUCUACAGCUGAUGCUCGAUUAGUUCCAGACUCCCUGUCUGUGUCAGACCUGUGUGAAAGCCCUGCAGAUUGCACCCUGCAUCAAGAUGACCUCAGCCUUCUAGAGCAGCCACAAGGUGGCAGCUCUUUCCAAUUGAAUCCCAUUUUAUCCUUACACUCCAGCCUUCUUACCCCCAACCCAUCUCCCACAACCCAGGGAUCCUUCCAGUACAACGAGACGGAGCAGGUGGAGAUCAGCAUCCUGGCUCAGCAGAUCUCCUCCUUGGCCAGCAGCUUUGACAUGUACCGCAACAUGAGCUCAAUCCAAAAUACACCCCAGUUGGCCACAGGGAGCCUGUCCUCUACUUGUGACUGGCUCCAUCGCCCCGCUUUCCCCACAGUCCUUCCCAUCAAGCCUGAGCUGGUCCUAGAGGAUGAAGUGUUUGACAGCAUCCUGAAGGACCUGGAUGUGGUUGCAGGCAAAGGCAGCAUGUCUGGCUCUGCUGCUGUUUCCCACAGCUACCAGCAAGGCUUGUUGUGUGGAAGGAACCUCACCCCGGCCAACAUCGCCAUGGAUCCCUUCACUUUCCGGUUGGGAAGCCAUGACCAAAACACUGGGUUGCAUCAACUCAACCACUUAUUGCACAGUAGCCUCCAGCAAGAUGGGCUUGUUGAAGAAAACCUGUACUGA
Messenger RNA from Myripristis murdjan (pinecone soldierfish), 2256 nucleotides. It is a transcript of the gene npas4l, whose product is annotated as neuronal PAS domain protein 4 like. The transcript is spliced from 10 exons. Gene Ontology annotation, molecular function: protein dimerization activity; RNA polymerase II transcription regulatory region sequence-specific DNA binding; DNA-binding transcription factor activity, RNA polymerase II-specific. The coding region runs from base 1 to 2256 and encodes 751 amino acids. Lineage: Eukaryota; Metazoa; Chordata; Actinopteri; Holocentriformes; Holocentridae. Gene Ontology annotation, biological process: regulation of transcription by RNA polymerase II. The record is from RefSeq and is a predicted model, not a curated record.